Messenger RNA from Poeciliopsis prolifica (blackstripe livebearer), 1607 nucleotides. RefSeq names its product gastrula zinc finger protein XlCGF57.1-like. Lineage: Eukaryota; Metazoa; Chordata; Actinopteri; Cyprinodontiformes; Poeciliidae. The record is from RefSeq and is a predicted model, not a curated record. The transcript is spliced from 2 exons. The annotation marks the transcript as partial.
AGUGAUCAUAUCAGAAUUCAUAAGGGUGAAAAACCGUUUUCAUGUGUGAACUGUGGAAAAAGUUUUAGUGAAAAACAGCAUUUAACUCGGCACAUGAGGAUUCACACUGGUGAAAAGCCGUUUUCAUGUGGGAACUGUGGAAAAAGUUUCAGUCAUAAACAGAGUUUAACUCAGCACAUGAGGAUUCACACUGGUGAAAAGCCGUUUUCAUGUGUGAACUGUGGAAAAGGUUUUAGUCAUAAACUUUGUUUAUCUCGGCACAUGAGGAUUCACACUGGUGAAAAGCCGUUUUCAUGUGUGAACUGUGGAAAAAGUUUUAGUGGAAAACAGCAUUUAACUCGGCACAUGAUGAUUCACACUGGUGAAAAGCCGUUUUCAUGUGUGAACUGUGGAAAAAGUUUUAGUCGAAAACAGCAUUUAACUCGGCACAUGAUGAUUCACACUGGUGAAAAGCCGUUUUCAUGUGUGAACUGUGGAAGAAGUUUUACUGAAAAAAAGGCAUUAACUCAACACAUGAUGAUUCACACUGGUGAAAAGCCGUUUUCAUGUGUGAACUGUGGAAAAAGCUUUAGUCAUAAACUUUGUUUAACUCAGCACAUGACGAUUCACACUGGUGAAAAGCCGUUUUCAUGUGUGAACUGUGGAAAAAGUUUUAGUCGUAAACAGCAUUUAACUCAACACAUGAUGGUUCACACUGGUGAAAAGCCGUUUUCAUGUGUGAACUGCGGAAAAAGUUUUAGUAAAAAAAAGGCAUUAACUCAGCACAUGAUGAUUCACACUGGCGAAAAGCCGUUUUCAUGUGUGGACUGUGGAAAAAGUUUUAGUCAAAUACAGGCAUUAACUCAGCACAUGAGGAUUCACACUGGUGAAAAGCCGUUUUCAUGUGUGAACUGUGGAAAAAGUUUUAGUCAUAAACUGUGUUUAACUCGGCACAUGAGGAUUCACACUGGUGAAAAGCCGUUUUCAUGUGUGAACUGUGGAAAAAGUUUUAGUCAUAAACUUUGUUUAACUAGGCACAUGAGGAUUCACACUGGUGAAAAGCCGUUUUCAUGUGUGAACUGUGGAAAAAAUUUUAGUGGAAAACAGCAUUUAACUCGGCACAUGAUGAUUCACACUGGUGAAAAGCCGUUUUCAUGUGUGAACUGUGGAAAAAGUUUUAGUCGAAAACAGCAUUUAACUCGGCACAUGAUGAUUCACACUGGUGAAAAGCCGUUUUCAUGUGUGAACUGUGGAAGAAGUUUUACUGAAAAAAAGGGAUUAACUCAACACAUGAUGAUUCACACUGGUGAAAAGCCGUUUUCAUGUGUGAACUGUGGAAAAAGUUUUAGUCACAAAUCUGCUUUCGAUGCUCACAAGAGAACUCAUAGGAAGGAAAAGCCUUUUUCAUGUGCUACCUGUGGAAAGUGUUUUGCUUUCAAAUCUGCUUUUGAUGCUCAUAGAACUCACACUGUGGAGAACCCCCUUUUAAUGCGUCACUUGUGGGAAAUGUUUCAGUCAAAAACAUGUUCUACUUAAUCAUAUUGUAAUUCACACAAAUACGAGGCCUUUUUGGUGUCUUAUUUGUGGAAAAGGUUUGAGUAAAAAAUUUUAUUUAACUGUCCACAUGA